AUAGGCGGACGCGCCAUAGGGUGGGCGACGGCUAGCGCAUCACACCCCUCUCCUUAACACCUAUACGAGUAUGCCGGCCGACUCCUCCUUCGACCAGCUGCUCGGGCGGCUCGAGGGCGUCAAGACAGUUCUCGUGUGCGAUCCGGAGGGCGCCAUCCUGCUGUGCGCGGGCGACGCCUCCUGCGAGCCCAGGCUGCAGCGGCUAUCGGCGACGUACUCGCAGACCGCCGACCACACCAGCAAGCUCGGGCUCGGAAAGAGCCGGCACAUGACCGCGUUCUGCGACGACUGCGCGGUGGUGCACGCGAGCUGCUCGCCCAUCGUGCUCAGCCUAUUGGUGCACGCGGGGGCGGACGUCGCACCGAUCCUAGACGCGCUGCCCGAGCUGGUUGAGUCGCUGGCGCCGCUGCAGCAGGCGGUCGAGAGGCUGCUCUCGCAAAACAGUCGCGACUGAGGGUUGUCAGCAGGAGCAGGCGCGGGCCGGCCCCGCCCUCACGGCGCAGCGCCCGGGCACCUCAGACUGAGACUCUCCUCGCUUGGUGCGACUCUGCGAGUCCGAAAGUCGAGUACUGUACGUAAAUCGAUGUUAUCGUUUUUCUUCUCUAGAGGGAUCUGAGCAUC
This is a messenger RNA of Emiliania huxleyi CCMP1516, 621 nucleotides long. RefSeq lists its product as hypothetical. Gene Ontology annotation, cellular component: Ragulator complex. The transcript is spliced from 5 exons. The record is from RefSeq and is a predicted model, not a curated record. Lineage: Eukaryota; Haptophyta; Isochrysidales; Noelaerhabdaceae. Gene Ontology annotation, biological process: cellular response to amino acid stimulus; positive regulation of TOR signaling. The coding region runs from base 71 to 454 and encodes 127 amino acids.